UCCGCACGGUGGACGCGGUGGUCUCAGCGCAGCGUCCUGCUUCGGGAGAGCGACACUUUCAACCAGCGACCCGGAGCCCCGAGGCGCCCUCCGUGGAUUAAAAACGGGAACUUUUCGCCAUGGCUCUGAGCGGGGAAAAGUAGCGAGCACGCUCAGCCGCCGCCUCCCGCCUCCCGCCGCCUGCUGCUGCUGCUGCUGCCGCUGCCGCUGCCGCCGCCGGAGCUCCGCACUGCAAAGCAACAACUCCCGGUUCAGAUGCACGGCCACUGAGAAAAAAUAUGCUCCAGCCGAGUCGCCUCAGCACCGGCUUCACAUCUCCCGUGUUUUAACCCGCUCCGCUGAGACUCUCUCCGGAACCACUUCGAUUUUAUUUAAUUUUAUUUUUUUUAACCUCUGAAGUCCGCUGUUCAAGUCCCCUUUCCUACCUUCCUUCCUUCCUUCCCUCCCUCCUCGGACCACCUGCGAGAGAGAAAUUAUGGCAGGGAAGCUGACAGCAGCGCAGGGCACGGGAAUACUGCUGGUCACAGCCAACGUUGGAUCUCUAUUCGAAGAUCCUGAACACCUAGAGAAAAUAUGGCUAAGGGAGUUUUACCAGACGGUGCAGACACACAGGCCUCACUUCGUGGCGGUGCACUGUCAGGAGGUGGGGGGGAAAAACUACGAGGCGUCCAUGUCGCACGUGGACAGCUUCGUCACAGAGCUGCUGUCCAGUGAUGCCAUGAAGGAGUACAGCAGAGCCCGCGUCUACCUCGAUGAGAACUACAAGUCCCAGGAGCACUUCACAGCUCUGGGAAGUUUCUACUUUAUCCACGAGUCUUUGAAAAACAUCCAGCAGUUUGAUUUCAAAGCCAAGAAGUUCAGGAAGGUGGUGGGGAAGGAAACCUGGUCGGAGACACUAGAAAGCACUCCUACGGUGGAGAAGGAGAAGUUCCCACAAGACUACUAUCCAGAGUCCAAGUGGUCCAGAAAGGGAUUCAUCAGAACUCGAUGGGCCCUGGCUGACUGUGCCUUCGAUCUGGUCAACAUCCACCUUUUCCACGACGCUUCCAACCUUGUGGCCUGGGAGAAAAGCCCCUCGAUCUAUUCCAGGAGCAGGCAGAGGGCUCUGCAGUUCGUUUUAGACAGGAUCACGGACGACCGGUAUGAGAGGUUGCCAUACUUCGUCUUUGGGGACUUUAACUUCAGGUUGGACUCUAAGCCAGUUAUUCAGAGUCGACUCUGCCCUGCUUGCAACCUGCAGGUUUCCAGAUCGGACGACACCAAUCAACUUAGCAAGCUAACAUUCCGCGAGUUUGGCAAUGACCAGAAGCUUAUUCUUCAAGUUGAAAAGAAGCUUUUUAAUUAUGUCAACCAGGACAUUUUCCGGGAAGACAAUGGGACCUCGCUUUUAGAGUUUGACAAUGAGCUGUCGGUGUUCAGGGGUCAGCUGCAUGAACUGGAAAUCGCCUUCCCACCCAGUUAUCCAUACAGCGAAGACAGCAAUCAGGGGAGAGAGUAUAUGAACACCAGAUUGCCCGCCUGGUGCGACCGAAUCCUCAUGUCUCCCUCUGCCAGGGACAUGGUCAUAAAGCCUGAAAAUGAAGAGAAGUCUAUAGUCUAUGAUAACAUCGGGCCCAAUGUCUGCAUGGGGGACCACAAGCCUGUCUUCCUGUCCUUCCGAAUAACAGCGGGGGCAGGUAAACCUAAUGCAAAUAAGCACAAGUGUUGUGUGGUGCAGUGAUGUCGUGGGAAGUGUUGCCAAAGGGGGGAGAACAUAUUCCGUGAAGCGCCUCUGUGAGAACACAGCAGAAACAACGCACACGCACACACACACACACACACACACACACACACACACACUUUGCACAAGCAUACACUGAAGACGAAGUCUUUCAGCAGUGCUGACCAGUUGCAGUAGUCCGGACACCUCCUCCUCCUCCUCCUCCUCCUCCUCCUCCUCUUCCUCCUCCUUCCCACCGCUUUCUCCCUCCAUAAAACACUUGUUGAGAUGUGGACGAGGGCCGAGACGACACACACAUCGCUGACCUCACCGUUUCCAUGCAACCCCAUUCCCGAGAGAAAGAGGAGAAAGAAAAAAGAAAAAAAAAACAGAAAGAGAGAGAUAAAGGUUGGACUCUUUUCCACACCACAGCCUCAUUUUGCCAAAACUCUAAGUGAAACCAGUCCUACUACACUUUUAGACGCUGUGUUUUGUUUUGUUUUUUGUUUUUUUGUUUUUUAGGUAUGCCUCUGUGUAUAGGAGCUACUUUCCAUACAGUAUGUAAGAUGUUUUAAAAAAAAAUUUGAAAAAAACAGAAAAGUGCAAUGCAAAAAAAGAUGUAUAUCUAUAUAUUGUUAGAUUUAUUUGUACAUUGGACAGUAUAAGUUAGAGCCGUGGAUGGAUUUCGUGCCGUUCUCUCUUCGGUGGGACCAAAGUUUUCGGUCCCUUUGUUGGAAUAGAUAGAACUUCAUUUAUUUCAACACUAUAUAUAAAUAGAUCUAAAUGUGUGUGUGUGUGUGUAAACCAGGCGCUGGACGUGAGGAAAUCAGUGUGUUGGGAGAUUAUUUCUCGCUGCAUUUGUGGGAUGAGCCACAGCUCAUGUAAAUCUUUUGUUAAAUUAUCCAGACAAAUGCACAAUCUUUUUAACUUCUGAGUAACUUUACAGAUUACUGAACGACACUCUGCUGCUCAUCCCACAAAUGAUAGAAAUACAUGAGAGCGAAGAAAACAUUUCAGGCGAAGCGUCUGAAUUCGACGCUGUCAUGGAAAUUAUUAACAGAGUAACAGUUUUGAUUCUUGAGAGGAAAACGGGCGGCGAUGUUGUUCAAUAUCAAAUCUUCUGAUUAGUUUGCGUUUAACGCGUGUUGGAUUUGAAGCCACACACCGAGCUCAUCCCCCAGAUGCAGGCCGGAUUCGAGAAACGUGGAAGCAGUUUUAAAUCUUGAAAAGACGAAUUUUUACUUUUUAUAUUGUUGUAUCAGUUUUCUGUAUUAAAAGAAGAACGUUGUCUUCUUUUAUCCUCACCACCGGAGGUGAAUUUUAUUCACUUGAUUUCUUUUAUUAAUAGUAUCAUGAUAGAUUCCUGAGCCGCAGAGGAUUGAGGAAGUUUUGAACGGACGCAGCUCAGCAGACCGAGCUCCGCCGCUCAUCCCACAAAUGCAUGUCUCCUCACUAACGCUGAAAUGAGAAGCGGCUUUGUUCCAACAGAGAAAACAGAAGAGAGAGGAAAAAAAAAAAAAAAAGAAACCUCCCAAACACUGGUUUCCCUGCGUCCUCCUGCUCCGUUUAUAUAUCUGUACGCGAGUUUGGUUUGGAGUUGUGUGCACACCGUUGGCCCGCCACACGGGCCCAGGCUGGUUUUAUAUACUGUACUUUUAAAAAAAAAAAAAGAGAGAUAAUUUAUGAUUCUUACCAAAAUGUGGAUGCUGGAGUGCGCAGGGUGGGGGGGUAUAGGGGUGGGGUGGGGUGGGGGGUUUCCUGGAGCCACAGUGACCUUUAGAAUAAGUGCGAGACAGAGAAGCUGUUCAGUGAUUUAUCGCCUAUCCCAGAAUGUUUUCAAGCCGUGCCAUAGACCAUGCAAGUAUCUAAGAUAACGUCUCAUAUAUAGCACUCUCACGUUAUGUCAUUAUUAUUCUUACUCUAACUUAUUUCUAUGAUAUUAUGUUUCUGAAUGUGAUAUUUUAGAUAGGCUUGGGUGUCCUUAAGAAAUGUAAACCGUUUUGUUUUUGUCUUUAUUUUUGUUACUGCAUCAUGGUGCCAAGUAUCUACACAGACGACAAAGUGUGUAAGAGUUUAAAAAUACUUAAAGUGGGUCGGUUAAGGUGUAAAAAAUAAGAAACUCUAAAUGCUUUUCUUUUUGGGGAGGGGAGAGAUGGUUUUGUUUUGUUUUUUUUUUCAUUUGUUUUGUUUGAAUCUGUUGUGUAUGUAGCCUUCAGCAGCGUGGCAGCAUUACAGAGGCCAUGGGUUUGAUUCUCCACACUACAGCCGUCACGUUGAUCCUCUGUUUGACUUCUCUCUCAGUCUGAAUCACCGCCGCUGGAAAUGAUUUUGUGCCUGCCGCAGAAUUUAUGUCGUCUUGUGUGAUUUGGGUUCUGUAGGUGAAAAAGAAAAAACAAAAAGUUUUGAAAACAGAAGCAGCACUGCUUGUUUUUGUUCCUGCUGGUCAUUGUGAGUAAAUACUGUAGAAAUAUAAGCUGCAGUUUAUUUCUUCACUCCAUCUUAUUCCAAAAUAAAUAAAUAAA
This is a messenger RNA of Salarias fasciatus (jewelled blenny), 4221 nucleotides long. It is a transcript of the gene inpp5a, whose product is annotated as inositol polyphosphate-5-phosphatase A. The transcript is spliced from 16 exons. The coding region runs from base 476 to 1720 and encodes 414 amino acids. Gene Ontology annotation, biological process: phosphatidylinositol dephosphorylation. Lineage: Eukaryota; Metazoa; Chordata; Actinopteri; Blenniiformes; Blenniidae. Gene Ontology annotation, molecular function: inositol-polyphosphate 5-phosphatase activity. The record is from RefSeq and is a predicted model, not a curated record.